Molecule: messenger RNA, 883 nt
Organism: Halteromyces radiatus
Lineage: Eukaryota; Fungi; Mucoromycota; Mucoromycetes; Mucorales; Cunninghamellaceae
Exons: 3
Coding region: 6-620 (204 amino acids)
Source: RefSeq, a predicted model, not a curated record
CUAUCAUGAAAUACUCAUCUCCAAUAUGCAGGCAUAGAAAUGAACCAAUAAAGAAAUCCAACUUGUCUAAAAUGAAACGACAACGAAAACUUACAAAAUACCUUACUACGAAGAAGAAAAAGACAGGUCAAGAACAUCUCUAUUAUCCUUAUCGACUUAACAAGAACAAUAAUAACAACAAGAAUAAUGACGACAACAACAGCCAUAUAACAAAACAUGACGACAAUGACAGUAAUGACAACUUGACAGUGGACCUGGGUUAUUUGACGACUUUACGACAAGAAGCAUUUGCUGACCUCCAUCGACAAAUGCAAAGUUAUAAUGACUCGUUUGUAAUUAGAAUGCAACAAAAAGAACAACAACGAUUAGAUGUACAGAGACAAAGACGACGGUCAUCAUUGGAUACUUCACAGCUAGUACAACGUCGUAGAUCAUCUGUAUUAUCCACCAGUCAUGUAUAUCAUCAAGAUGAUAGUGAACCUAUGAUGGAAGAGUUAGUCAACAUGUUGGAAACAGGUACAAUCAAGGAUUAUAGUCUUUUGACAGAAUGGGAAAUUUGUCAGAAUCCUCAAAUCAUAUUGGAAGAAGAACAUCAUGGUGGCUUUGGUGAUUUAUGGUGACAAAUCCUAUGAACGAUAAUGAUAUCCUUUUGUUUUUAUAUUUUUUUUUUUUAUUUUCUUCUACUCUCUUCUACGUUCCCAACUUUUUUUUUGUACUUAGUCCUCAUUACAUUUCCUUCGUAUAGUUUUUUCUUUUGUAUCAUUUUCUUUUUUUAGUCUAGAUUUACUGUUUCAUAUUUUUUUUUUCUUUUUGUUUCUUCAAAUAUGCACAUGAUCAUACUAUCUUUGUAAUUAUAUAAUCAAAUGCCUUGCUCUAUUUUGUC